Klebsormidium nitens is the source of this 1022-nucleotide messenger RNA. The record is from the annotation of a GenBank genome assembly. NCBI's taxonomy places the organism in Eukaryota, Viridiplantae, Streptophyta, Klebsormidiophyceae, Klebsormidiales, Klebsormidiaceae.
UGCUUUUGUGCGGCGUGGCUUUCGAACUUCGAGUAGGUAAUUCCUGGAACUUAGAGUUGCACAUGGCCAAGAGAGCUUGUCAAUGUAUUAGCUCUGCAGUUGUAUGAGCGCUUUAGAAGGUGCAUUCUGCAAUUCCUUGUUGGCCGCUUUUCAGAGAUGGCCGUCGGCAUCUCCCACGUCAACGCUGGGGCUUUGACGACGUCGUUUUUGCCUACUUUGAAAAGCGGCACGGGGGCACCCGUGCAGGGUCGCCGCGUUGCAAGGAGGCUGACCCACAUUUGCGCUUACACCGUCGCACCUGGGGAUACCCUAUGGAAGAUCUCGCAGAAGGAGGGCGUAAAUUUUGCAGCCCUUAAGGAGGCAAACAAGAAUAUCCUCAACCCAAAUGUGAUUUAUCCUGGCCAGACGGUCAUCGUUUCUGGGAAGGUCGCGACCACCUCUGUUGCCCCUUCUGGCUUAACCCCGAAGCAGAAGAAUAUCGGGGUGACAAUCAUCUUUGUGCUCCUGGGUGCGGCUAUCUACUCCAUUUUUGCAAGUAAGAAGACGGAGGAAGAGCCUAUCUCCACCUAAGGCUGCGAGACGGCGAGAUGGCGAGACGUCAUCAUGCAGGUCAGCUUGCACAGGAUUCAUGUGUUGCAGUAGGAAAGAACCAACGGUUAGGCUCUUGGUUCGUUUGUCAGGUCUGACAGAAGCGUACAUAACUUAGGAUAUUUAUCCUCCUAGCCUCUGAGGAGCUGGGAGUUCGUGCAAUUGCUUCUACAAGCUUUGAACAGAUAGAAAUUGUGUUUGGUUGCGGACAUGGAUACGAUACGUAGAAAGGUUCUUUUACUACGUGUUUGAACAAGGACACCACAGACUGCUCCUCCAGGGCAAACUUAACGGCAGCUGCAGCAGCAUCCUGAUAAGUUGGUUGGUGCACACGUUGCACCUAAGCUUUUGAAAAUCAAGUUUAAACAACUCCAAGCGCUCCGACUGCCAGGUUGACGUCACGUGACUCAGUGACCGGGGAUGCCUAACGAAUG